Messenger RNA from Gekko japonicus, 2746 nucleotides. It is a transcript of the gene LSP1, whose product is annotated as lymphocyte-specific protein 1. The transcript is spliced from 11 exons. Bases 305 to 1540 code for a protein of 411 amino acids. Lineage: Eukaryota; Metazoa; Chordata; Lepidosauria; Squamata; Gekkonidae. The record is from RefSeq and is a predicted model, not a curated record. Gene Ontology annotation, molecular function: actin binding. Gene Ontology annotation, biological process: signal transduction.
ACAUUUCCACUAGGCUGAGAAGGAGAAGGCAGAGGUGGAGGGGUGUGUGUGUGUGUGUGCGCGCUGGGUGGGAGUGGGAUAGGGGGGCUUAGAGAAACAAAAGGAAACCAGCUGCAGAACUUCCUGGACAGGGAAAGAAAGAGUGAGACAGAAAGAGGGAGAGAGAGAGGGAGAGAACGAGCCAGCCGCGCAAAACAGCCAACAAUAUUAUCUUAGAAAAGCAGGGGCGAGAAAGGGAGAGGGGAAAGGGAGGUUUGGCAGCAGCGGGGAUUCCGAGCCUGCCCCGGGUCCCUUCCAACCCACCAUGACCAGCGCGAUCUUGAGACGGAAUUCGAGCAAGCAGGGUCUGCAGAAUCUCAUAAGGCUGACAGCACAGUGGAGUGUGGAAGAUGAGGAGGAGGCAGCUAGAGAGAGGCGCCGGAGGGAACGCGAGAGGCAACUGAGAUCCCAGGCAGAAGAAGGCACUGGCACAUCUUUGGGAAAUGGAGAGACAGUACAAGAAAGUCAGUUUGAUGGCAAGCCUUCUGGGACUUCCGAAUUAGAAGAGGAUGAAGGCUUCAGCGACUGGUCACAGAAACUCGAGCAGCGCAAGCAGAGAUGGGCCGCAGAAGGAGCGCAAGAAGGAGAACAAAUAUGCCAGUGGAGAGAAGCCCAGCAGGCAGUCCCUGCUGAGUGGGAAGAAAGGUCUCCGAGGCACUCCUACCCAGAAGAAAAGAGUGACUUAAGGGAAGCAGAAGACAAGCUAGAGCAGAUCCAUCUGGAUCAGGAGCCAGCUUCUCCGACGGUCCUCCGGUUUGGAUGCGGGCCUUCAAGCUUUCUGAAAUUCGUCCCUGCUUCUCCUUCAUUCGAUCAGAGUGAAACAGAAGCAGAACUGGAGGGGCAGCAAAAGCUCACCGAAGUGGUGGAUAUUAGAGAGGAGAGCCAGGGUAUGACACAAGAGAAUGAACAUGAAGAAGAGGAGGAAGAAAAGCAGGAGGAGAAGAAGAGAAGGAGGGAUGAAGAGGAAAAGGCACCUGGGAAGCGCCAGAGAGCUCCAAGCGUUUCCAGCCUGGAGGAAGAGGGUCAGCCUCCUUUGAGUCCUACCAUGAAGAUCACUGAGAGAACCGAAUCACUGAAUUUUUUGAACCGCUCCAUCGAGAGGAGUAAUAGUGUGAAGAAGACACAGUCGCCUCUCCCAGUUUCCAAGAUUGAUGACAAGCUUGAGCAGUACACUCAUGCCAUUGAGACUUCUAGCAAGACCCCCAAGCCAGCCCGUCAGCUUUCCAUUGACCUGCCUGCCAACAGUGCCGUAGUGGCCAGCACAAAGUGUCUUUGGGAGACCGGUGAGGUUGCCGUUCAGUCCCCUGUGAGGACAACACCCUGUAAGGACAUUGUGGCUGGAGACAUUGUGAGUAUGAGAAGCCUUUGGGAGCAGAAGGAGACCACAAAUGCAGAUGGAAGUGCUAAGGUAAAACUUCCAGGCAAGAAGUACAAGUAUGUGGCAACUGGACAUGGCCAAUACAAGAAGGUGCUGGUAGAUGACGAGGACACAGAAAAAUAGCCUGCUUGGGCCGCAAAUGUGUGGCUCGGCUUGGUCCUGGUUUGGAAAUUUGUGGCAAUACUGAAUCUUACUCUCCUGAUGAGGAAUUCAACAAAAGGAUGUCUUCCUUCCUAUCUCAAAUAUGCAACCUGCUACAGAAACCAGCUGCUGAUUUCUUUACAGAUAGGAGCAUCCCUCCAAACUGAUUUCUUUUGGACUUUUGGCAGCGUCAACGCAAUCAACAAAAAAACCCCUCUCUAAAUUGUUUUGACUUCUGUUUUUGGAAAACUAUUUGUUGUAUGCUCUUCUAUCCCAUUCUCGUUUUCUUAGCUUGGUAAAGUGAAAGGCCUGCCUAUUUUUUCAUAGCCAAGUGUGCAGGAUUAUUUUAGUAAUCCAAGAGGGACAUUUACAUAUUUGUUACUAAUUUGUUAACGUGGGAGCAAGAAAAUAAAACAAAUGCUGAUAUGUUAGUUUGACCACUAGGGAUUCAUUGUAAGAAUCUUUCUACCAUUCAAAACCCACUAGAAUUUGAUGUUUUGAGGGCGGGAAGAAUCUUUCUUUCCAGUCAAUGUCCUGGAACUUUUACAAUAUGUACCAGUGUAUUUCAUGAUUAUAAAUUCAUAAAGGUCUCAUCAGAUUCAUGUAUGUAAAUCCACCCACAGUCUUCUCCCUUGGGCGGCUUUUGGCAUUACUUUACACGUGGUAGAGAAAAAGACAAGUCAAGUUAAAGUUGGUAUCUCCCUCACGGUAUGCUUAUUACACCCUUGUCCUUGUGAUACAUCUCUUACCCAUUCUCUCAGAUUAACUGUUUCUGCACGUUUAACUAUUUCAGGAUAUCUCUCCCCCCCCCCAAGUGCCUGUGUGAAUCACAAUGUGGUGCUAACUACAGCUGGUUCAUGUGAACAAGUCUUGAAGUUCCCUCCUCCUACUCAAGCAAAUAGUUCACUCUCUGAGGCAUAACCUUUAAGCAGUUUCGUUGGAACACUGAAAUUUCCUUUGGCAAUAUUCGUCAGCCUUGACAGUGUUGGUCCCAUGCCUUACAGAAUAAAUACAUUCCAUAUUCCUGCCAAUUAAAACUAUUACUUGCUUGUCCUUCUUUCUCUAUACAAAAGAAAGGGGGGGGUUGUCGCCCUUUUCAGCUUUGAAUCUCCUAAUCAUGGAAAUCUGCUUCUCAAGAGUCUACAGGGUUUCCCUGCCAUUUUCUUUCACUUGUCAGCUUUUUGUGUG